This is a messenger RNA of Iphiclides podalirius (scarce swallowtail), 1131 nucleotides long. Lineage: Eukaryota; Metazoa; Arthropoda; Insecta; Lepidoptera; Papilionidae. The record is from the annotation of a GenBank genome assembly.
AUGAAAUAUGACGCACUUGUCACAGAUCAGACAGAAAUCGUACAAGACGGGGACGAAAGUACAGAAAUCAAGUCUAGAGUCAAGAAAGGCAUAGAGCUGUCGAAGCAUCGGAUGAACAUGAAGGAGAUUCUUGCACAUUCCAACGCGACACCAAUACGCUGUCACGGGGGCAUAGGGUACGCUUGCAGCUUUUGUACAGACCAGUACCCUGACCCGGCGGAUUUGAAGAGGCACACGAUAACCUCCCAUCCCAACGUGACCAAAUUCAUGAAGGGCAAGGACUUGUACAGGUUUCACGUGAAGCUGGACAUUACGGGACUGCGGUGUAAGGUCUGCGAUGGCACCAUCGACAACCUGGAGCGUCUAAUCGAGCACCUCGUUAGCGUCCACAAGAGGAACAUCCACACAGAUGUGAAGAACCAAAUAUUGCCGUUCAAAUUUGACAGCGAUACGUUGCGCUGCUUCAUCUGCUCGAACAAGUUCCACAAGUUCAAGACGCUCCAGGAGCACAUGAACGUGCACUACAGGAACUUCGUGUGCGAAGUGUGCGACGCCGGUUUCGUGACGCGCGGCAUCAUGAUCCAGCACUCGGAGAGCCACAAGCUCGGCACGUUCACCUGCGAGUACUGCCAGAAGGUGUUCAACACGCUCCGCAAGAAGAAGUCCCACGAGAAGUGCGUCCACACGCACUCGAACAUGCUGAACAAGUGCGGCUACUGCAACGAGAAGUUCAAGGACUACCGCAAGAAGCAGAAGCACUUGACCGAGGCGCACGGGGUGCCGUCGCAGGCGCUGAAAUGCGAGGCGUGCGACAAGACCUUCGUCGGCCAGAAGCACCUGAGCGUGCACAUAAAGCGGGUGCACCUGAUCGAGCGACGCCACCAGUGCACGGACUGCGAGAUGACCUUCUUCUCGCUGGCCGAGAUGAAGAUACACAUGCUGAAGCACACAGGGGUGCGUGACUUCAAGUGCACCGUCUGCCACAAGUCGUACGGCAGGCGGAGGACCCUGCAGGAGCACCUGCGGAUACACGCGGACGACAGGCGGUUCAAGUGCGAGCACUGCGGGCAGGCGUUCGUGCAGAAGUGCAGCUGGCGGGGGCACAUGCGUGCGAAACACGGCGAGCGGGUU